Messenger RNA from Neodiprion virginianus, 4875 nucleotides. RefSeq names its product ankyrin repeat and BTB/POZ domain-containing protein BTBD11. The transcript is spliced from 14 exons. The coding region runs from base 973 to 4794 and encodes 1273 amino acids. The record is from RefSeq and is a predicted model, not a curated record. NCBI's taxonomy places the organism in Eukaryota, Metazoa, Arthropoda, Insecta, Hymenoptera, Diprionidae. Gene Ontology annotation, molecular function: protein heterodimerization activity.
UUCUACGAUAUUUUUCUAUUGUAUGACAGACAUACUCUGACUUAUCCACUGCUUUCGUGAUACUAACUACAGAUACCUCGAACACUUCCGUUACCGAUGAGAUGGCGCCAGCAGUGGAAUCCAAAGCCGUUGUAUCGUGGCCAUGGACCGAAGUGAGAUGCUGCGAAAGGGACCCUCUGUUGUGAGCAUUGGCAUGUACAGCCGCGAGAGUCGAUCGAGCAAUGCGCAUCGAUAAGCCUCUGGAUUUAUCUUCGAAGACAGUGUUCGAAGCGACUUUGUUGGUGCGGGAUCUACCGAUGCGCGUGAACAUGAGUCGAGCAGAGUUUUACUGGGAUAACGAAAGGAAGAGAGAUAACAGUGUUGGAAGUAUUGUGAAUUAAUAAAUCGAAGUGACCAAGAUAACGUAAACGAAAUAACAAAACUAAACGAAACGAAGGAUUGCUUCCUCGCGGAUGAUAAAUAAAUGUCGAAAUACGUAUUCAAGGAAUGAAAACAAAGAUGUGCUCUCUCGGCGCGCGACGCUUGUUAUAAGGUUUAAGUUAUGUGAAAGUUUUCUACCGUGCUCAACGCGUACUCACACAUCUUAAUGUAGUUUUUAUAUUUUACACCCAGUACCUUACAUGCAUAUUAUGAAAAAGUUUCUUGUUGUGAUAAACGUACACCAUGCCGUUGUACUGACUCUUCAUCUCGUGAUCGUGGAGUAUUGUUUUGGUUGAAAAAAAACAAUGAGUUGAUUUAAUAAUCGACUCAUUAUUUUCUAAUCCACAUUUCGUCUACUCUCAAUCCGCGUGCGGAUACGUGUAAUAUGAGGGCAGUGAACAACGUGGAGGAAGGAAAAAUGUUUCACUCUCUUCCAGCACCCUGAUGUAAAGCAUGAAGAUUCCUGGACUCCAAAUCCCGGGAUUCGUUCGGCUCCUCCAGUUGGUCGUCAAGUAGCUGCCCCAGGUAGUUAAUUUGGAAAUAUCAGCCGGAAUGGAGUUGGCCGGGCAGCAGCCGUUGUUCCUCGGGCCAAGCGGCGUCGUGGCCGCCGGUUCCGGGCCCGGAGGAGUCGUCGUCGCGCCCCGGCAGAGUUCGCCGAUGAUCCAGGGCGUCGGAUCCGGAGGCAGCGUCAUCGGCGUUCCCGUCGAGCAUUACGGAGCUCCGCUGGGUCUCGCAGCCUGCAUAUCGGAGUCCGGACACGAAAUACUCCGGCCAAAGCCCCGACGACCCGCUGGGGGCGGAGGCAGGGAAUUUUACACUGCUCCCUACGCGAAGGAAUCGCCAGACUCUCCUCAGCAAACGGGGACGCACAAUAUGGUCCACAUGGUUGCCGAACGAGACACAGACAGCGUGGCACCGACGCCGACGCCCCAUCAUCCCCAUCACUCCCAGCACCAUCAUCUCAGCCUGCAUGAACUCCGCGGUCUUCAGCGGGGACCAGAAUGCACGGGCAACAGUUCUUCGGAUGAGAAUCGGUCCUCUGGACAUGCGAGCAUGUCGGACACCGGAGGUCACACUAGCAGCAGUUCGCCCCCUCAUCGUCACCACAGAGUUCACAGUCCACAAGCGUUGAAGGUUGUUCCAGAAGAUGACCGUUUGUCAGCAUCGGUAACCCAGCGUAACGCCAGGAUGAGAUCGGGACAAAAUCGUAAUCGGCACAGAGCUACUCCGGCAAAGCUACAGGUGCCGUGGUCAGGAUCCGGACUGGAGGACAUAAAGCUGGCUAUUCAACAGCUGACGAUGCGUUCUCACACCUCGACCUCGACGUACUCGUCGUUGAGCGGUUCCGAGAGUUCCGAGCCUGCGGUAAGACGGCUUAUGCGUCACUCAAGCCUCGAGACGAUCAACACCAACGUUACCAGUGCCGACGAAUUCGUGUGGGUCGACUCGCACAACAGGCUUGUCGAGCUGCAGCAGCUUCCUUGGACCCAUCACGACGUCCUCAGGGUCCUGCAGAACGGACGUACCAGGGAACACAUGGAGCGUGUCUCCAUGGAAACAAUACCGCGAUUAUCGUACCUGCUUCAAAGGGCUCUCGUAAGAGUCGGCAGGGAGACUCAGAGGCUUGCCAAACCUCUCGGUCUUUGCAGCAAGCACGAAAUUUACAGCGCCUUCAAAAUUGUGCUUUGUCCAGCCUUGGCUGAUUCUUGUACAAAGGCUUGCCUGCGAGCAGCAGCCAUGUUCGCUGUGUCUGGGGACCAGCUGAAACAAUCAAAAGGUUCGCGAGCAGGCCUGCAACUACCGGUCGGCCGUUUUAUCAGAUGGAUGACGGACGUGAAAUUAGGAAAAAUGGUUCACGAGUACGCAGCUGUGUAUUUGGCUGCUGGUGUGGAAAAUCUUUUAGAAGAGAUUUUGCUCCAGUGCAUUCCGACGGAGCCUCACGCAACCUUGACCGCUACUAUGCUGGAACACGCGAUAGCGAACAACGGAGACUUGUGGGGGCUACUGCAGCCUUACGCGCACUUGAAUGCGGGCCGAAUCGCGUCUGGCGCACUCGCGAUGCCUCGAUGGGCCAGCGUCAGUUCUCUCGGUUCAAACUCAUCCUCACGCAGCGGGCGAGAGGCUGCCGGUUCCACCCUUGAACCUUCGCUGCUGACGACUUGCGUAGGCUCCAUACCUGAGCUUACCGAUCUAAUAUCCAAAGUAGCCCAGUCCGGGCGUUGCCCGGUCCCAUUGACGCCCAGGGCCCUGAACGCGCUCUUUUACUACAUGAGAUGCUCUCAGCUAGAGCACGGUGAGAGAGGUUCGGGUAUCCAGGAACUCGCCUAUGAGCGAGCGUACGUCGUUCUUCCACCGCUAGUCGAGUGGUUGAGGGUGGCUACAGCCCAUGCCGAGCAUCGGCACGGGAGUAUUUUGGACGAUGAUGACAUUGGCCAGGCAGCCAGGCUGCUUUUACCCGGUGUAGAUUGUCCGGUUAGACAGAUUUGUUCGGAAGAAGUCACUCUCUGCUCAGGGCGGAUAGACGAUGCCGAAUGCACGCGACGUCUGACGAUGGAAAUGGCCUUUAAAAUGCUGACCAGUUCGCGACCGGAAUUAAUAUCUCAAGCAAUCCCUCUGCUCCCAUCGACGAAACUGAAUACAGUCAACGACAAUGGUUAUACCGCUCUGAUGCUGGCCUGUAUAAACGGCGACGAGUGCGCGGUUGUUGCAUUGCUCGAUGCCGGGGCCGAUUUGAACGUCGAGAGUCCCGCUCCGUUGUCGAGCCAAGUCGCGGGAAGUCCAGCCAAAAGCGUGCUGGUUUCAGGGGGGCCGAAAAAUUCUCCAUCUCCAAAAAAUUUGGGAGAACACCUCUUCGCAGCCUCGACAAAAAGCGCCAACAAUCUAAAUAUAUCGAAUUCGUCAGGCAGCACCGGCUCCAACGUCUGCUGUGUCCAGAACGGAUUCAAUGCAGAAACGCAGCAUUGGACCGCCCUCACGUACACAGCUUUGCUGGGUAAUUGCACGAUAGCAAGAAUGUUGCUCGAAAGAGGCGCCGCUGUUGAAGGAGGUGCUAAACUGAGCGAGGAUAAGUGCACUGUUACGCCUCUCCAAGUGGCUACUGCUGCCGGUAAUCAUGAAAUGGUUGCACUGCUCCUUGCUCAUGGCGCGCAACCGUUUUUAUCCACUUUGAUAAAGGAUACAUUCUGCUAUUCUGGUUCGGCACAAAGAGGGUGUUACAGCGCCGUAUCGGUGGCAGCGGCACAUGGCCAGAGAGCCACACUGAAUCAGCUGUUAUUCCAUCCGUUAACUACUUCUUCAAGACGUAGUGAGAAGGAAGUUUUAUCCCUAGAAGAGAUUCUUGCCGAAGGAAACGCCGGUGUUCAACAACACACGGCUGAAGGACAAGGAGAAAGAAAUCGAGAUGCGAAUGGUCCCGCCUUUAGUAAAUCCCAAAUUAAGAUGCUGCAGGAAGCCAUGUAUCAUAGCGUCGAGAGUAAUCACCUAGCUAUAACGAUGGAUCUACGUAGUCUCGGAAUAGGCUGGACCCUUCAUUGCUGGAUGCACACUUUAUCUACUGCACACGAAAUGCGACUGGAAUCUGUUAUAGACCAACUGCUUCAAGACUUUCUUCAAGUCUGCCCUGAAGAUUAUUCGACACAAUUUGGUCAGGAGUGUCUUCCACUUUUGUUUAACAUUUUUAGGUACAGCAAGAAAGAAGCAACGACUCUUCUACUAGCUGAUAUAUUCAGCAGUUGCUUUGGAUGGGAGCCGAUUAAGCCGAUAAGAGAUACCACGUUGUCAAGCGGUUCUCGAAUUGAUCCGAAAUUCGUGAAUAACCCGGAGUUGAGCGACGUUCAGUUCAGAGUUGAAGGGAGAGUAUUUUAUGGGCAUAAAAUAGUCCUCGUCACUUCUUCGCCACGGUUUAGAAACAUGCUCAGUUCAAAAUUGUGCGAAGGGAAUCCACCGAUUGUGCAGAUAAAUGAUAUUCGGUAUCAUAUCUUUCAGAUGGUUAUGGAAUUUUUGUAUCACGGGGGUUGCGCGACAUUGGAAGUCAGUCAAAGUGACGUCUUGGAACUUAUGGCUGCUGCGAAUUUUUUUCAACUAGACGGUUUAUUGAGAUAUUGCGAAGCUCAAUGCUCCGCGAUGAUUAACCAGAACAAUAUAGUCUCCAUGUACAUUCACGCUAAGGUUUACAAUGCAGCUCAGUUAUUGGAAUACUGUCAAGGAUUUUUACUGCAAAAUUUGAUGGCUCUUUUAUCGUAUGAUGACUCUGUGAAACGACUUUUGUUCGCUAAAAAAUUGCCGAAUCACGACGUGCUUGCAGGUCUGCUGCUCACUCUGCAGGCGCGAAUAAAAGCGAGAAAACCUCAACAGCCGACCAAUCUUAACGCUUAGUUGCGCAUUGAAUGAAUCAUUCCACAAUAGUUAUGCCUUGAGCAAACUAUAGAAGCCAGGCAACUCUUCAACUACACGAUG